UCCACAUUAAGAAGGAGUGACUUACAGGAUUACAGUGAGUGGUGUGAUGAAAAUAAAAACAGGAUAUUAGCAUAGAGACGAAAUAUGUGUCAUGAGGUGGCAACUAGCAGCUACAAAAGCCUGCUGUGUGUGUCCACUUCCUUUUGUCUCGCAAGACUAAAUACUGUAGAACAUUUGUUGGACACCUUACAUUACUUCCUGAAUUGCACAUUUUGAAUCCUGAAUAUGGUGACCAACAUGUUGCUGCUAGUCCUCUUUGUUUCAGAUUUUCUCCCACAUCUUGUUGAAGGUGCUUGUGAGCACCUUCGCAUCACCACCCCGAGGCAGAUGGAGGCACUGAGUGGAUCCUGUUUGCUGAUCCCGUGUAUCUUCAGCGCUGACCCAGCUGAGGGCUUCAACAGCUCACGAGAAAUCUUCGGAGUGUGGAUUAAAAAAUACCCCAAAUUUGGCCAAAAUAAAGAAAACGUGAUUUCCCGCAGUGAUGGGAAAAUCAACAGAUAUCCAAUGAGUAUUACAGGAAACCUGAGACAGAGAAACUGCACCACUCUGUUUUCUAGUUUGAAAAAAAGUCACACAGAUAAAUACUUCUUCAGGAUUGAGAACAGCCCAUUUAAGGCAACAGCUGCAUGUGAUCCUCUUCAAAUAACAGUGAAAGAUUCUCCUCCGAGCCCCACCAUUGAGAUCCCAGGUGAUCUGAAGGAGGCGGAGUCUGUCACUGUAACCUGCUCAGCUCCAGCUCCCUGUCCACACUCCCCUCCUAAACUCACCUGGACUCUCCAACAAGACCCUCCCAACACAAUGGAGGAAAACCCAGAUCGGACCUUCACGACUAAGAUCCAGAAGACCCUCACUCUGACAGACCAACAUGAUGGAUUCACCAUCACCUGCUCUGCCAGCUAUCCUGUGAAUGAAGGGAAAGAUGUGAAGACAGCAGAGGAGACAAAGACUCUCCAUGUUUCAUAUGCUCCUAAGGACACCUCCACCUCCGUCAAUCCGCCCUCAGGUUCGGUGUCAGCGUGCAGCUGGGUGAAGCUGAGCUGCUCCAGCAGAGCCCAGCCUCCCAUCAGCAGCUUCACCUGGUUCAAGGAGAGCCAAGAUGGAGACAUGAAGGUCUCACAGGGAGAGAUUGACAGCUUUAAUGCCACAGAGGGAGGACGUUAUUACUGUGUGGCCACAAAUGCUCUUGGUAAAGAAACAUCACCAAAGAUCCAGCUGGCUAACGGAGGUGAUCAACAGAUUGGGACGGUUGAUGUUCAUUUGAUAAUGAAGAUCCUGGGAAUCAUAAUGCUCGUCAGUACAAUGGUCAUCUUUGAAUGCUGGUUUAGAUCAAGACGCUCUUCUGAACCAGAGGAGGUAUCCACCAGACGAGGAGAGGACGCAGCAGAAGCAGACUAUGUCAACCGUGUGGUCGAGUUACAAACAUCCUGAGUCACAAAGAGAGCAGGAAGACGUUCAGUUCACUUUUACUGAAAGAAAAUGCUGUAUUGAUUUGCCUUAUAUGUUCCACAUUAAGAAGGAGUGACUUACAGUAUUACAGUGAGUGGUGUGAUGAAAAUAAAAACAGGAUAUUAGCAUAGAGACGAAAUAUGUGUCAUGAGGUGGCAACUAGCAGCUACAAAAGCCUGCU
Messenger RNA from Trematomus bernacchii (emerald rockcod), 1627 nucleotides. Its product is annotated as sialoadhesin-like. Lineage: Eukaryota; Metazoa; Chordata; Actinopteri; Perciformes; Nototheniidae. The coding region runs from base 226 to 1428 and encodes 400 amino acids. The transcript has 8 exons. The record is from RefSeq and is a predicted model, not a curated record.